GACUGACUGAUCUACAAAUAAUAAUUAGUCGUUAUUUAUGGUGAUUUGUAAAUCAGUCGAUGCAAGGUGAUUUGUAAAUCAGUCAGUAGCAGUCACUUUGAUUCUCUGGAACACGGCCAGUGCCUGUAUGACAGCUAGCAGAAGAGCAAUACCAUCUACGUCAGAGACGAACACACGGACUCUCCGCCUUGCCUUACCUUACCUUCUUCCUCUCACAUAGAGAGAGCGAGAGAGAGAGAGAGAGAGAGAGAGAGAAUGAAAGAGCAGCCCUCAUCAGUACCACUGCGAUGACACUUCUGUAGCCUGUGAUCACGGCUACAGACCAACUUCUGUCAACUCGAAUUUUCAUAAUUAACGGUUUUUGGACCGUUGCUCGACUGUGAGGACAACCAACACUUACUCUUAACAACUAACUAACCAGCUACAGUCCUGUGAACAUUUCGUGGGUGCGUUUGUUUCCCUUAUGUCCCGAAAAUCGAGCGACAAUGACUAUAGUCUUCGUAGUAUGAGCAACCUGAUGGGUGAGAGGAGGAAGAAAGUGAACGAUGACGGAGAGCGGAGCCUCAUCAAAGCUCCGUCCAACGCGAGCAUCAACAGCCAGGCUGUCGCUGUCCCUGCCAAUGAAGCUGCCUCCACCGGGGACCUGGAGAGAGAGGCGCGUAAACAGUUCCAGCAAGAUGUCACACCUGCGUUUGUUUAUGUUCUGGCUGCGUUCUCCGCGCUGGGUGGCUUUCUGUUCGGCUAUGACACCGGGGUGAUCUCGGGAGCGAUGCUCCUGCUCAAGAGGGAGAUGAAUCUCAGCGCCCUAUGGCAGGAGGUUCUGAUCUCUAGUACAGUGGCUGCCGCCGCGCUGUCCGCGUUGGCCGGCGGGUUUUUGAAUGGAGUUUUCGGGCGCAGGGUCUGCAUCCUCCUGGCUAGUUUUAUCUUCACAGCUGGGGGAAUAGUGCUUAGCGCAGCUCCCAAUAAGGAGGUUCUCCUGGUCGGACGUCUCAUUGUCGGGCUUGGACUUGGUAUUGCGUCCAUGACGGUGCCAGUGUACAUAGCUGAGGCGUCUCCCCCCCACCUGAGAGGCCAGCUGGUGACAGUAAACACACUGUUCAUCACGGGAGGUCAGUUCACUGCCAGCAUCAUAGACGGGGCCUUCAGCUACCUACGCCACGAUGGAUGGAGGUAUAUGUUGGGUCUGUCGGUGGUCCCUGCGGUGCUCCAGUUCGUAGGGUUUCUGUUCUUGCCAGAGAGCCCCCGCUGGCUUAUCCAGAAAGGCCUUACCCAGAAGGCCCGGCGCGUGCUCAGCCAGAUUAGAGGCAAUCAGAACAUUGACGAGGAGUACGACAGCAUCAAGAACAGCAUCGAGGAGGAGGAGAAAGACUGCGGAGGAGCUGGCCCUGUGAUCUGGAGGAUGCUGACCUACCCCCCCACGCGGAGAGCGCUCCUGGUGGGAUGUGGACUUCAGAUGUUCCAACAGCUCUCUGGGAUCAACACCGUCAUGUACUACGGCGCCACCAUCCUGCAGAUGUCGGGAGUGCGGGAUGUCAAGCUGGCCAUCUGGUUGGCAGGGGUCACAGCCUUCACCAACUUUCUGUUCACCCUCCUGGGGGUGUGGCUAGUGGAGAGGGUUGGCCGCAGGAAACUCACCCUGGGGAGCAUCAUCGGUACAUGUCUGAGUCUGUCUCUGCUGGCCAUUGGGUUUCUACUGUCUGCACAACACACCCCUCCUGUCACCCUCCACCCCACUGACCCCUCCAUGGUCAACGCCACCUGCAACAGACACCUGCUGUGUGAGCCGUGUAUGCUGGACCCGGGGUGUGGCUUCUGUUACCGUGAGAACAGCACGGCUCUGUUCGCCUCCUCCUGUGUACCUGUCAAUACAGCCUCCACUGAGAAGGCCGCCUGGGGCAGGUGUUCCAACUCGACCCAGCUGAGAGUCCAUACGUACUGGGCCUAUAACUACUGUCCCACCUCCUACUCCUGGGUGGUCCUACUGGGUCUUGUUCUCUAUCUGGCCUUCUUUGCCCCAGGUAUGGGUCCGAUGCCAUGGACAAUCAACUCUGAGAUUUACCCCCUGUGGGCCCGGAGCACAGGGAACGCCUGUUCAGCUGGAGUCAACUGGACCUUUAACUUCCUGGUCUCCCUCACCUUCCUCCACGUGGCCCAGUACCUCACCUACUACGGAGCGUUUUUCCUCUACUCCAUCCUGGCUCUGCUGGGGUUCUUCUUCAUCUAUGGCUGUCUGCCUGAGACUAAGGGCCGGAGGCUGGAGGAGAUUGAGUCCCUGUUCGACAACCAGCUGUGCUCAUGCGGGGCCACAGACUCCGACGAGGACCGGCAGGUGGAGUACAUCAGGGUGAAGGGGAGCAACUACCACCUCUCUGAUAACGAUGCCUCCGACGUGGAGUAGCCCGAGCCUCGGUGCCAGCCUGUUUGUGCUUUCAUACCAACUCACUGUCACUUAAUGUCAUGCCAAUUAAUGAUGAUGACAGCCAUGGAGUUGACAAGAGCACAAACAGACCUGGGACCAGGCUAAAGUAGCCAAGUCUAGUUUGUAACUUUGGCCUUGGAUAUUGUUCCUGUUUUCUCAUCUCAGAUAGUAUGUAUUAAGUGACUCAGAGUAGGAGUGCUGAUUUAGGAUCAGUUUAGCCUUUUAGAUCAUAAUAAGAUUACAUGGACAGGAAGCUUGAUACAUACAGCCCCUGAUCUACAACCUCCCAGAGUCCUGUUCUCUCGUUUGCCUCACAGUCACGUAGGUUACAUGGCUCCAUCUAUAUCACAGACAGGGUAGCUAUUUAUAACAUGUGAGUUACCUACAUCUAUAGUUUGAAGAUAAUCUUCUUUUUUGAUUUAUAAACCAUAAUGUAAAUAGUAUUAAGCAUACAUUGAAUUCAUUCUUAUCCUCAGCAUUUUACUGUUCAUAUGUUGUCUUUUCCCUCACAUAAAACCCUAUGAUUAGAGAAUCAACCUCCUCACAACAAAACCUUGUUAUAAUAAUAAUAAUAAUAAUAAUAAUAUGCCAUUUAGCAGACGCUUUUAUCCAAAGCGACUUACAGUCAUG
Molecule: messenger RNA, 3049 nt
Organism: Coregonus clupeaformis (lake whitefish)
Lineage: Eukaryota; Metazoa; Chordata; Actinopteri; Salmoniformes; Salmonidae
Product: proton myo-inositol cotransporter-like
Exons: 10
Coding region: 464-2398 (644 amino acids)
Biological process (GO): transmembrane transport
Cellular component (GO): membrane
Molecular function (GO): myo-inositol:proton symporter activity
Source: RefSeq, a predicted model, not a curated record